Molecule: messenger RNA, 2450 nt
Organism: Rhineura floridana
Lineage: Eukaryota; Metazoa; Chordata; Lepidosauria; Squamata; Rhineuridae
Gene: LEO1
Product: LEO1 homolog, Paf1/RNA polymerase II complex component
Exons: 12
Coding region: 218-2278 (686 amino acids)
Biological process (GO): positive regulation of transcription elongation by RNA polymerase II; transcription elongation by RNA polymerase II
Cellular component (GO): nucleus; Cdc73/Paf1 complex
Molecular function (GO): RNA polymerase II C-terminal domain phosphoserine binding
Source: RefSeq, a predicted model, not a curated record
UUUUUAACCGGAACCUCAGACUUCACGUCGCUGUGCAAUUUCUUUUGUCUAUUGACGAAGUUUUCAAAAAAAUUAAUGACAGCUAUGAACGAGUCCUUCCUUUUCCGAGGAACAGUCGCAGUUUGUUUACGUCACAAGAAGGCGCCCUCUUCCGAGCUAGCAUAGCCCUUUUGCCGGGUCCGCUUGAGGUGGCUUGAGAAAUUCUGGUUUCUUCGCUAUGGCGGACAUGGAGGAGCUGUUCGGCAGCGAUGCCGACACCGAGCCGGAGCAAAAAGAUUCAGAUUCUGCGUCUGAAUCAGACUCUGAUCAAGAGAAUGUUGGUUCCAUCAGUAAUAUUUCUGCUAGCGAGAGUGAAAGAGAUGAUGACCGAGAGGCUUUAAAACCCAGUAAUAAAGAAUUGUUUGGUGAUGAUAGCGAAGAUGAUGGGGCCUCUCAUCAUAGUGGCAGUGACAACCGGUCUGAAAGAUCUUACAAUCACUCCGAAGGCUCAGGACAAUCUGAACAUGAGGAUAAUGACCAGUCAGAUAUUGACCAACACAGUGGUUCAGAACCUGCUCAUGAGGAGGAGGGAGAGGAGGAGGAGGAAGAGGAGGAGGAUCACAGAUCAGAUGAAGGCAGCCACCACUCUGAGGCAGAUGGAUCUGAAAAAGCACACUCAGAGGAUGAGAAAUGGGGAAGGGAAGACAAAAGUGAUCAAUCAGAUGAUGAUGAGAAGCUCCAGAACUCUGAUGACGAAGAAAGGCCGCAGCACCUGGAUGAUGAAGAGAAGAACUCGGAUGACGAGGACAGGCCUCAGAUUUCUGAUGACAAAGAGAGGCUGCAAAACUCUGAUGAGGAGAAAAUGCACAACUCGGACGAUGAAGAGAGGCUGCUGGUUUCUGAUGAGGAGAAGCUGCAGAAUUCCGACGAAGAUGAAAGGCCCCAGAAUUCUGAUGAGGAGAAUGCGCAGAACUCGGAUGAUGACUAUGAAAGGCCGCCACACUCCGACGAGGAGAAGACACAGAACUCUGACGAUGAGAGACCCCUGCAUUCUGACGACGAAGAGCGCAGGCUCUCGGAGGAUGAAGAAGAGCAUGAGCGUAAAUCUGAAUCUGCAAGAGGCAGUGACAGCGAUGAUGAAGUUCCACACAUGAAGCGUAAGAAGCAAAUUGCAUCAGAUUCUGAAAUGGAUAGUGAUGCAGAAGGAGAAAAAGGUAAUAAGGAUGCGAUGGAUCUAUUUGGAGGAGCAGAUGACAUAUCUUCAGGGAGUGAUGGGGAAGACAAGCCCCCAACUCCAGGGCAGCCUAUUGAUGAGAAUGGGUUGAAUGAGGAUCAACAGGAGGAAGAACCUAUUCCAGAAACACGGAUAGAAGUAGAAAUUCCUAAAGUAAACACAGACUUAGGAAAUGACUUGUAUUUUGUGAAGCUUCCCAACUUCCUCAGUGUGGAACCCAGGCCUUUUGAUCCGCAGUAUUAUGAGGAUGAAUUUGAAGAUGAGGAGAUGCUUGAUGAAGAAGGUAGAACAAGGUUAAAACUGAAGGUGGAGAACACAAUACGUUGGCGAACUCGCCGAGAUGACGAAGGAAAUGAGGUUCGCGAAAGCAACGCUCGGAUAGUCAAGUGGUCUGACGGGAGCAUGUCGCUGCAUUUGGGGAAUGAAGUGUUCGACGUCUAUAAAGCACCAUUACAAGGGGAUCACAAUCAUCUCUUCAUCAGACAAGGAACAGGUCUUCAGGGGCAGGCUGUGUUCAAAACAAAACUAACCUUCAGGCCCCACUCAACAGACAGCGCCACACACAGGAAGAUGACUCUCUCGCUUGCAGACAGAUGUUCAAAGACACAAAAAAUCCGUAUAUUGCCAAUGGCUGGCCGUGAUCCAGAGUCCCAACGCACAGAAAUGAUUAAGAAAGAGGAAGAAAGGUUGCGAGCUUCCAUUCGCAGAGAGUCCCAGCAGAGGCGAAUGCGUGAGAAGCAGCACCAGCGGGGGCUAAGUGCCAGCUACUUAGAGCCUGAUCGCUACGAUGAGGAGGAUGAAGGGGAAGAGGCCAUCAGCCUGGCUGCAAUUAAGAACAGAUAUAAAGGCGGGAUAAGAGAGGAGCGUGCUAGGAUUUAUUCUUCCGAUAGCGAUGAGGGCUCAGAUGAAGACAAAGCACAGAGAUUACUGAAGGCGAAGAAACUCAACAGUGAUGAGGAGGGUGAGCCAUCCGGUAAAAGAAAAGGAGAAGAUGACGAGAAGGCAACCAAGAAGCAUAAGAAGUAUGUGAUCAGCGAUGAGGAAAACGAGGAUGAGGAUGCAUAACACAAGUCUGAAUGUUAGAUACAUGUGUAUAUAUAAUGACUGUGCUGUUCUGUUACAGCCAAGAUGUAAGUAAACCCAGUGAGGAUUUGUUUUUUUAAAAAAAAAAAAACGAAAGAAACUUGCAUUAAGAACCGGAAUCUUAAAAGGGAAUAAAGCUUUUUGUUGGACCUUU